Messenger RNA from Aspergillus saccharolyticus JOP 1030-1, 1117 nucleotides. Its product is annotated as 5'/3'-nucleotidase SurE. The record is from RefSeq and is a predicted model, not a curated record. The transcript is spliced from 2 exons. Gene Ontology annotation, molecular function: nucleotidase activity. Lineage: Eukaryota; Fungi; Ascomycota; Eurotiomycetes; Eurotiales; Aspergillaceae. The coding region runs from base 201 to 1103 and encodes 300 amino acids.
GGUGACUGACAACAUCUUCGGUUACCGACAGGUGGAGUUGCUGUUCCUGAAUGGUCUAGUCGAAGGAUUGGUGACCAGCCAGCUCGGCUAUUCUUGCGGACAGGGAGUAGUUACUCCGUGCGCUCGUAUGAUCGUAUAUAGACCGGCCAUCGCAGACCUCAGAGACCAAUUCCCCCCGCGCUUCAGACACCUUCGCAACCAUGCAUUUCUCCCUGGCCCUCGCCCUGCUGACCCUCUCUGCCCAUGCGAUUAACAUCGUCUCUUCCAACGAUGAUGGUUGGGCUGAGAUCAACAUCCGCGAGCUCUACGACUCGCUGACUGCUGCGGGCCAUUCGGUGGUGAUCUCCGCGCCCGCAGAGAACGAGAGCGGCACUGGCUCCGACGACGCCACCCCCAGUGCUCUGACCUCCGCCUGCGAGUUCGACAGCUGCCCAGCCGGCAGCCCCGCCUACGGCUACAACGCCUCGCAGCCGCGCUUCAACUACGUCAACUCCUACCCAGUGACCGCCAUCAAAUACGGCAUCAACACCCUUGCCUCGAAGUACUUCUCGGGCUCCGCUCCGGACCUGGCCGUCACCGGUCCAAAUGUCGGCUCGAACCUCGGCUGGGAGGUGUUCUUUUCCGGGACCGUCGGUGCGGCCACUUACGCGGCCAACACAGCGGGGAUUCCCGCGAUCGCUUUCUCAGGCGCCACCGGCUCGCAGACGGCCUGGAACGUCUCCUCUGUGCCCCUGUACAGCGAAGUCUACGCGCAACUGGCGACCAAGUUGACCGACGAGUUGAUUGCGGGCGGCACCCCGUACCUGCCGGAUAAUGUGUGGUUGAAUGUGAACUUUGGCGCCGUGACGGAUGGGGAAAGUUGUACGACGGCGGACGACUUCAAGUUUGUCCUGUCGAGAAUUCACACUGCGAUCCCCUUGAUCACGGCGGAUGAUGUCGAGACGUGUGGAUCCACGCGUCUGCCCACGGAAACCACAGUCGUGGACACAGACGGGUGCUAUGCGAGUGUGUCGGUCGGAGUAGCCAGCGAUAAGUUGGAUGCGGAUGCCACAGUGCAGGCGGUGGUCUUGGACCGGUUGAGCAGCUUGUUGACUUGUUUGUAAGUUCUAGGACUGGG